AUGAGUAGAAGAUCACAACCACAACAAAAUUCUCAAUCACAAAGACCACAACCACCUUCACAAUCAAGGAGUAAUAAUAAUAGUAAUAAUAAUUAUAAUAAUAGAUAUGAACCAACAGAUGGUGAUGAUGAUGAAAUUGAAUAUAAUGCACAACAUAGAUUAUUAUUAGAUCAAUUUACAAAACGUAGAAUUAUUAGUACAGAAACAUUAAAGAAACUAGUGAUGACAGUUAAUAGAAUAACACAAGUAAACAUUUCAUUAGAUGAUUAUAUCAAUUCAUUAAAUUCAAAAAUUAUGGAAGUUGGCUUACAAAUUAAAAUUUUAAAUACUGAUGGUAUAAAUGAUUAUAUUUUAACAAAUCUCAAACCAGAUGAAUGUGCAAGAUAUGCUACUCAUUAUUCUGGUGAUGAAUUGAAAUUCUUUAAAUUAAUUUUAAAAAUGUUUAUAGAAUCAAGAGUUGGAUUAAAAAAAAAUGAUAUUUUAACAUUAGGUAGAGAUGAGCUUAAAAUUAAAUUGUCAGAUGCAGAUAAUUUGUUUAGAAAAUUUGCAGAGGAUGGUUGGUUAAGAUUAUCAGCAUCCAAAUCAUUCACAACAUUAACAAAUAGAGCUUUAUCAGAUAUGGCACCAUUACUUGAUGGUAUUCCAAACUGUGCAUUAUGUCAUACAAUUUGUGUUUUAUUAGAAGAUGAAAGUGUUCAAUGUCCAAAUGAAGAUUGUGCUGUAAUGCACUCUCAUUGUGCAGAAGGAUGGUUUAAAGCAAAUAAAAAUAAAUGUCCAUCUUGUUCGACAAGAAUGGAUUUUUAA
Messenger RNA from Dictyostelium discoideum AX4, 804 nucleotides. RefSeq lists its product as hypothetical. The coding region runs from base 1 to 804 and encodes 267 amino acids. Gene Ontology annotation, molecular function: ubiquitin protein ligase activity. NCBI's taxonomy places the organism in Eukaryota, Evosea, Eumycetozoa, Dictyosteliales, Dictyosteliaceae. Gene Ontology annotation, cellular component: nucleus; Smc5-Smc6 complex. The record is from RefSeq and is a predicted model, not a curated record. The transcript is spliced from 3 exons. Gene Ontology annotation, biological process: DNA repair.